AUGAACAACGGCUACAAUAGUCACUAUUCGAACUAUCCUAGACAACAUGGUCCUUACCCUGGCAUGAAUCCUUCAUAUUAUCGUCCAAAUCAUAAUAAUUUUGAUUACAAUUAUGCUCGAGAAAUGGAAUGGGCAAUGAAGGAAUCUUUGAAAGAUGCUCCUCCUCAAAAUUUCCGAGGAACCCAGCGUCAAUCUUCAGUAGAUGAAGUCCAAUUACAAAAAGCUAUUCAAGAAUCGCUCUUAAUGAAUCCCUACCCUCAUACCAAUCGUUAUAAUGAAGAUUCUAAUACAGAUCGAAUGCUUGAGAAAGCAAUCCAAGAAUCUCUCAACGACCAAAAGCCUCCUUAUCAAAAUCAAGAGAUAUCUAAGUCACGUUCAUUCGAAAAGCAACAGCAGGACGACGAAUUUAAACUUGCAGAACAAAAAGCAAUCCGUGAAAAAAUUGAAAAGGACAGAAAUAAAACAAUGGAAGAAGAAUUGAAGGAAGCAUGUAAACAGAGUACUGAAACUAACAAAUAUGAGAAAAUCAAUAGAUUUUUGGAAAAAUCAAAAUUUUUGCCAGACGAACCACAAGAAGGUAUCUUAAUUGCGAUUGUUUUACCAACAAAUAAACGCGUUACACGAAAAUUUUUGAGAACUGAAUUGGCAGAUGAUGUUUAUACCUGGAUUGCUGUUGAACAGUACAUAAACAAAAACGAAGACCUGCCAGACUUCAAAUUAUCUACCUACAACAACCAAGUUCUAAAUGCUGAGAAUUCUCUCGAAUCUCAAGGUAUUGGAAAUAGAGUUUUACUCCGUGUUGUUACUGAUUAA
Trichomonas vaginalis G3 is the source of this 813-nucleotide messenger RNA. RefSeq names its product ubiquitin-like family. Bases 1 to 813 code for a protein of 270 amino acids. The record is from RefSeq and is a predicted model, not a curated record. NCBI's taxonomy places the organism in Eukaryota, Parabasalia, Trichomonadida, Trichomonadidae. The transcript has a single exon.